Messenger RNA from Arxiozyma heterogenica, 678 nucleotides. RefSeq names its product Duo1p (gene DUO1). Gene Ontology annotation, cellular component: DASH complex; mitotic spindle. The coding region runs from base 1 to 678 and encodes 225 amino acids. NCBI's taxonomy places the organism in Eukaryota, Fungi, Ascomycota, Saccharomycetes, Saccharomycetales, Saccharomycetaceae. Gene Ontology annotation, biological process: mitotic cell cycle. The record is from RefSeq and is a predicted model, not a curated record. The transcript has a single exon.
AUGUCAGAUGAAUCUUUUGAUGAGAAAACUAUAAACAAAAUUAUCCCCCAAAUCUUUGAAAAAAAAAGGAAUACAAUAGACAGUGCAACAAUAACGUCCAAAUUACAAGCAUCUAUGAAUCAAAUAUCAUUUCUAGCUACACAAUCAGUCAUUGAUGAAAGAAGUUCACUUGAUAAUAUUAUUGAAACAAUAGAUAAAGUCAAUAAUACCCUUAGUACUAUCACACCAAAGAAUAUGAAAAGGAUAUAUGAGGUUUGUAAGUCUACCAAUGCAAUCCUUGACACAUGGGUUGACAUUCAAUCGCAAGCAAUGUAUUUAAAUAAGAUGAUGAAAAAUACAAGGUAUAUUGAACAUUUGGAGGCACUUGAAAAAGGACAUGAUAUUAUAGGUGAACGUGUAGAGGAAAUAAAUAGGUUGAAAGAUGAACUUUCUUUACUAAGAGGCCAACAAACGUCCAAAAAGAUUGAUAAAGUCAGUUCUAGUAGUACCAUGGGGCGUUUACAAAGAAGAGUCGCAAAUACAAAAAAUCAAAGAAUUUCAAGGCUUGCUAAUGGUAACAUUCACAAUUCUAUCUCAAAAGUAUCUCAAAAUAGAAAUUUAUCAAGUAUUCCACGGGUUUCUUCUAAUAGAAUAACAAAACCUACCGAAAGCAGUUUGAGAAAAACAUUCCAAAGAUAG